GCACCCUGCUACAUUUCCUAAUCGUGAAGCCGGUGCGCAGGCAGUGAGACCGAAGCGAGCUGGUCACGAUGCCACAGCUGCUCCAGGGCAGGACGUUUAUCCUGGCUCUUGCCUUCCUCCUGGUUUUUGAUGCUUCGGUUCAAGGUUCCCCAGUGCGGCUGGCCAGGUACCAGUGGGUCCGCUGCAGUCCUGACAGUAAUUCUGCAAACUGCAUUGAUGAAAAAGGACCAGUAUUCAACCUACUCCCAGACGAAACCAACAGAAUCUUCCCUCCAAGGACCGACGCUUCUUCAAUGUCAGGAUCCCAGAACUUGAAUGAUGUCUUCCCUCUUUCUGAGGACUAUUUUGGAUCUGGCUCUGGCUCCGGCUCCGGCUCCGGCUCCGGCUCCGGCUCCGGAAGUGGCUCUGGAAGUGGCUUCCUCACUGAAAUUGAACAGGAAUACCAACCAGUAGAUGAAAACAAUGCUUUUUAUUACAACUUUAGGCCUCUCCAGAGAAAUCUGCCCUCAGACAACCAGGACUUGGGCCAAGAUGGACCAGAAGAGGAUUUCAUUAUGUAAAAGAGAGGGUUUCCCAUUUUGGUGCCAGGCAAUGAAUUCAGUAUGUUUUAUGUACCAGAGUUAAAUGAUCAAUUCUGGAAUAAAAAAGUUUUAUAGAAACUUAGAAACAUCUGAACGAAAAGCUUAGACCUUUUUUCUUCACGAAUUCUUCAAGCUUCCUUCAUCUAUUCUAUUGUCCUGGAAAAUACCUGCAUUCCAUUUGUAUCAUAUUCAACCAACAUCACUAUGAAAUUACCUAGACUGCCUACGUCUAGAAAAUUGCUUUAAAGGAUAAGUUAACCUGUUUUUAAAAAAUUCAGUCUGAGAAGCAAAUUGACAGGUAAUAUUUCACACCCAAGUCUUCAGAAACCUGACACUGAUUGUGAAUUAUAGAUCCGCCUCUUUUCUUAUGAAAAAUCCAGAUGAGACACUGGGUGAAUUUAUAGGGUGGGUAAUUGACAAGUCCCCUGUGAAGUAUCUGCUCCCAUGUUACCACUGGAUGUGCUGGGAGAGCUGGUGGGUGGUGUUUGCUGAGACAGUACCUUUGCUGUUACAAUUAGACCCGAACUAAAGCACAACUGUGCUCCCAAUACUUCCUACUGCUUUCCUUUUUUUUUUUUCCCCUAGAUAUUGGUGUAUUUUCAAAUGUUACUCUAUUAAAGCAGAACUAUAAUCAAUGA
Hyaena hyaena (striped hyena) is the source of this 1219-nucleotide messenger RNA. RefSeq names its product serglycin (gene SRGN). Gene Ontology annotation, cellular component: secretory granule. The coding region runs from base 69 to 560 and encodes 163 amino acids. NCBI's taxonomy places the organism in Eukaryota, Metazoa, Chordata, Mammalia, Carnivora, Hyaenidae. Gene Ontology annotation, biological process: negative regulation of bone mineralization; secretory granule organization. The record is from RefSeq and is a predicted model, not a curated record. The transcript has 3 exons.